UUGCUGUUGCUGCUUUCGCGGCCGCUGUGCUUCCUCUCCAUCCCAUCUCUGCCCUCUCGCAACUGCAACCGCUUCUCGCUCUCCCUCGACUCCUCCUCUCAACCAUUGUCCCAAGCAUACCACGUACUUCGUACCAACCGUCACAAGGUACGACGCCCCCCCACGCUCACCACUGUAUUCCCCGUGGUGUCUGUCACUCACGUACGCCGUGCCUUUGGCAGCAGCCAGCGCCACGGCGCGCCUCCUGGUCCGCUCACGAGUCGCGGGCAACCCAAACCCCCCCGUUUCUUCGCCCCCAUCUUCGCUGCCUGUCUAGUACUUUCGUAUACCCAAGAAGCCCAAAGAGCUCCCUCAUCAGUCUCUCCCUCUUUCCCCCUCCCCACCUGCAUAACCACCCCCCGCCAAGCAACCAGUGGUGAGUGCCGCGUGCGCGGCGCCCGCCCUCCGGCAGAGAUCGCCCACAAUGGCCGCCACCCCCCGAAAGACUCCCGCCGCCGGUGCCGCCGCCUCCGCCUCCGGCCGGCCAACCAAGUAUUACUUCGCAUACGGCAGCAACCUCCACAUAAAGCAGAUGAAGAGGCGCUGCCCCAACAGCCGGUACAUCGGCCACGCCCGCCUCGCCAACCACCGCUGGCAGAUCAACGAGCGCGGCUACGCAAACGUCGUCGCCGUCGCCUCCGCGUCCGACGGCCGCUGGGUCGAGGGGCUCGUCUACGAAAUCGACGAAAAGGACGAGACCAAGCUCGACAUCAACGAGGGCGUCGCCAAAAACGCCUACGAGAAGCGCUACAUGCCCGUGCUGCUUCACCGCGCCCACAGCGCCCUCUACCGCCGCCCCGUCUCCUGGAUCGUCGACAAGGGCGGUCCGGCCGCCGUCCGCCGCCAGCAGGCCAACAAGACGGCCUCGGAGCGCACGGGUGUAGCUGCUUCUACUGCUACUACUACUGUUGCUGGUGCUGGUGCUGGUGCUGGUGCUGGUGCUGGAAGUGCUGGCAGACAGGCUCAGCACUGGUGGGAAAACGACGUGCUCGUCUACAUCAGCUUCAACCACGUCCAGGACAGCGCCCCCAAGGAAGAGUACGUCAGCCGCAUCAACCUCGGGCUCAAGGACGCUCGUGCCCUCGGCAUGGCCGACGACUACAUCCGCAGCUGCAUCCGUCCCUUCAUACCCGAGGACGCGGGCGCUUCUCUCUCCGGCGGCGGCGGCGGCGGCGGCGGUGGCGGGACCACUACCGCCAACGACACCUCCUCGGGAGAAACCAAGGGCAAGAAGGCGGCGACGGCAGCGCGUGGUGUCAAGCGGAGUAGCCCUGCCCGGACUGGUGAGCGCUCUCCAGCCCGGAAAGGCCAACAGCAAGUCCCGACCCGUCCUGACCAACAGACUCCCCUUCGAGCUCUGGCACGCACGAUGCGUAACAACGCCAGCGCUCCGAACCUCCGGGCCCUGGGUCGUGUUCGUCCUGCUGUUGCUGCUGCUACUACUGCUGCUACUGCUCCGGGGACGCAAGGGCCGCCGCUGCCCCCGCGCGUGGUCCGGAGAUACCAGGACGUCCCCGUCAUCACCGUCGAGGAAUAUGUGAGCGCAUGGGAGUGGAGGACGGCGACGUAGGCAGGCACUUGUCAGGAAACCCAACGGCUUCGACAUAUUUUUUCGAGACUCGCCGCUCAUCAUAUCUAUUCACUACGCUAGCGCGGUAGAAUCGUCGCCGCCGCGAAACCCCCGGGUUGCUACC
Purpureocillium takamizusanense is the source of this 1733-nucleotide messenger RNA. RefSeq lists its product as uncharacterized. The record is from RefSeq and is a predicted model, not a curated record. Gene Ontology annotation, molecular function: gamma-glutamylcyclotransferase activity. Lineage: Eukaryota; Fungi; Ascomycota; Sordariomycetes; Hypocreales; Ophiocordycipitaceae. The transcript is spliced from 2 exons. Bases 464 to 1609 code for a protein of 381 amino acids.